This is a messenger RNA of Medicago truncatula (barrel medic), 942 nucleotides long. Its product is annotated as protein LURP-one-related 10. Bases 49 to 780 code for a protein of 243 amino acids. Lineage: Eukaryota; Viridiplantae; Streptophyta; Magnoliopsida; Fabales; Fabaceae. The record is from RefSeq and is a predicted model, not a curated record. The transcript has 4 exons.
AUAUAUAUAUAUAUACAUAUCACCAACCUCGUCAUCAUUAUUAUCAUCAUGGCUUAUCCUUAUCAACCACAACCUUCUGCCUCUGCACCUAUCACGGCUUAUCCUUAUCAACCACAACCUAUGGCUUAUCCUUGUCAACCACAACCAUCUGCCUCUGCACCGCCGAUGCCGGUGCUUCCAACCACCAUAAUAUGCCCUCAAUAUUGUGAUCCGUAUCCGGUGAAUUUGGCCGUAGUGAAAAAGUCAUACAUAUAUCAAAUGUCUGGAUCGGCCCCUGUGACCAUUGCAGACAACUUAACCAUUACUGAUGUCAACGACAACAUUGUCUUCACUGUAUUUACCCUAGGUGAUCACCGUCUCUUGGUUGAUGCCGCCCGGAACCCCAUCAUCACCCUACGUCGUAAGAUAUUGACUAUGCAUGAUAGGUGGGAAGCGUAUAGAGGUCAAAGCACAAAUGCUAAAAAUAUGAUAUUUACAGUGAAACGAUCGUCCCUAAUCCAGUUUAAGACCAAAUUAGAUGUAUUUCUAGCUGGUAAUACCAAAGAAGAUGUUUGUGACUUUAAAGUCAAAGGUAGUUGGUCUGAACGAUCUUGCAUUGUUUAUGCUGGUGAAUCUAAUAACAUUGUUGCACAGAUGCACAAAAAAAACACGGUUACGAACAUUUUAAUUGAUAAAGACCAUUUCAUGGUAAAGGUGUGUCCCAACGUUGAUUACGCUUUUAUAGUGGCGUUAAUCGUGAUUCUUGGGGAGAUUAAGGAUGGUACAAAGGGUAGUAACUAAACGAUUAGUGUUUUGUAUUCACUAAAUACUAUUUUAUUAUUAAUUAGUGUGUGAUAAGUUUACAUGUAUUAAAAAAAAUUAAGAGUUUAGCAAAUUAUAGAUUGAAUAUAGCAAGUUUCAUUUUGACACAUGUAAAUAUCAUACAAAAUAUGUACUCCAAAA